UCCUCCUUCGCACACAGUAUUAGCAUUUUCCCCCAAAUCUCUCCACCUCACCAAAACACUCCGAAUGGGAAGAAAAUAUGGCAUGAGGGAGGCGGCGGCUGACGACCACCGUUCACCGUCUUCUACCGAGCACGAGCCCCGGCUGAACAUGGACUUAAGGAUACGCGGCGGCGCGUGUGGACAGCAGAGACAACGGAGCACAAAGCGGAUGGGAGACAACGCUCGUGUCCUCGCUUUGUAGCGCUUCUGCAACGCGACUCAUUGUCAGCCCUUAAUACAGACGCGCGCAAAGGACACACGGUGGACGCCGAUUCAAGACUGUGUAUAGAGAAAAAUAAGCGGGCCGGUGGUCCUACACAUCGGUGCAUCACAUCAUCUCCGGUUGAAUAAAAAGACGAGAAAAUGAGUGAACAGAGUAUCUGCCAGGCUCGGGCCUCGGUGAUGGUAUACGACGAUGCCAGUAAGAAGUGGGUGCCCAUCAAGCCUGGGCAGCAGGGCUUCAGCCGCAUCAAUAUCUACCACAACACUGCCAACAACACCUUCAGAGUGGUGGGCGUCAAACUGCAGGACCAGCAGGUGGUGAUCAACUACUCCAUAGUGAAGGGUCUGAAAUACAAUCAGGCCACCCCGACCUUCCAUCAGUGGCGUGACGCCCGCCAGGUCUAUGGGCUGAACUUUGCCAGUAAGGAGGAGGCCACCACCUUCUCUAACGCCAUGCUGUUUGCCCUCAAUGUCCUCAGCUCACCUGACAGUGCAGUCCCACCCACCCAGACACUCCUCCUGAGUACAGACAGUACAGGGCUAGCACACUGCCACCCUCCUACGUCCGCGUGGCCUCCUCCUCUACUCCCUCCUCCACCUCCUCUUCUCCCUCUCAGGAGAAGGAGGCGGUGGCUGCUAGGGACACAGCCCAGCUCUCCUCCCAGCUCUCCACCUCGCUUGCCUCAGCCUUUUCCCCAGUCCAGGCAGGAGUGACCACCAUGGGCCGACAGGUCCGUCAGAUCCCCCUGUCUCCUCCCACUGCAGCCCGCCACCUACACCUUCAACAACAGCUGCAGCAACAAGACAUCAUGCUACCCCCUAAACACGGCACAUGGUCCGCCUCCCAUUUGCAGCAAAUGUACGCCCAGUUGCCCCCUUCCUCCUCCCCUCCAGUUAUGAUGGCCAUGCCUGUGAGGCAGGGUAUGCCCCCACAGCCCGUCCUUCCUAUGGCGCACCCCCUCCCACCCCUGAGCUCUAGGAUGAAGCCCCCACCUCUUGACCCAAGCGGCAUGACGGGGCCUCACCAGUACCCCCAGCACCAGCCCCACCCUCACUCCAACGGCCAGCCAGAAGACUCCUACUCCCCUCAUUCUCAGCAUUUGCCACUCACCCCGCAGUACUGCGAGGCCGUCCCCCUACCUCCUCUGAUAGGUCAGACAGCCCCAGGCCCCGCCCCCAGCCACCAGCCCCAGUACGCAUCCACCUUCCACCCUCAGCAGCAACAUCAUCCACAACAACAACAGCAGCAGGUGUACUACCAGCAGGCCCAGCCCCCUACCACCACUUCCUCCUCCUCCUCCUCGCCCCCCUCUUACACUGCCAUGUCUGACGGGGGCUCGCCCAAGAAGAUCCCCUCCCCCGUCCCCCAGCAGGCCCCCAUGGCCAGCAGCAGCCCCCCUGUCUCUGCAGGUCACCCAGCUAUGCUUUCUGUGGCGCCUCCUCCAGCUGCAGUUCCAGCACCUAUGGCUGGUCCUCCAGCCCCACCACCACCACCAGGUCCACCACCCCCAAUGGCAGUGCCCCCACCCAUGCCCCCUCCACUGCCCACUGGUGGAGGGCCUCCUGGGGGGCCGCCUGGGGUCCAGCACCAACCGUCAGGACUGGCUGCAGCACUGGCUGGAGCCAAACUACGUAAAGUACAUCGGGACGAUUCUAGUGGUCGAGGGCCAGGUCAGCAGAACUCAACAGAUGCUGUGAAGAAGCCAUGGGAACGCUCAAACUCUGCAGACAAGUCCUCACUGGUGUCCAGAGUGAGACCCAUCGGCAGCACUAGUGAAGCAGACACAGAAUUUGACAGGAUGAAACAGACUCAGUCAGCCCAGUGUUGCAACUCUUUGUUCUUUGUUCAGUCCAAGUCUUAA
This is a messenger RNA of Morone saxatilis (striped sea-bass), 2123 nucleotides long. RefSeq names its product Enah/Vasp-like a (gene evla). Gene Ontology annotation, biological process: actin polymerization or depolymerization; positive regulation of actin filament polymerization. Gene Ontology annotation, molecular function: profilin binding; SH3 domain binding. Lineage: Eukaryota; Metazoa; Chordata; Actinopteri; Moronidae. The record is from RefSeq and is a predicted model, not a curated record.